This is a messenger RNA of Mycena indigotica, 1146 nucleotides long. RefSeq lists its product as uncharacterized. Lineage: Eukaryota; Fungi; Basidiomycota; Agaricomycetes; Agaricales; Mycenaceae. The coding region runs from base 1 to 1146 and encodes 381 amino acids. The transcript is spliced from 2 exons. The record is from RefSeq and is a predicted model, not a curated record.
AUGCAUCCCUGCUGCACACAGUUUGUGCAUUUUCUUAUGGCCUAUGCCAUCUCCAUCUUAAACAUCCGCACCAAAGCCCAUAAAAUGCAUGUCCUUCACUCCACAUCCCACCCUCUUUGUUCUUCCCCGCAACUAUCCAAUAUGAGCAAACUGAUAAAACUCAUCCCUCUGCCUACAUCUCUCCGACGUCGUUCAGGCGUUCCAUCCACCAAAUCAAAUCGACUUUCGUCCCUUCCUCCUAUAACAGUACUUCCCGGCGUUUUGGACAUUUCACAAGCCGCCGUAGACGCACUUGGGGAGCUGGAAGAGGACGCCUCUCAAUCAGACUUAGCGCCGGAAUGGCUAGCUUUUGACGACUCUACGCUCGAUUCUCUUAGCUUGACGACAGGGUCUUCGUCUCGGCGACCUUCGAGUUGUACGCUUCCACAGACCCCGUUACCGUCCCGAGCUCCUUCCUGUUCUUGUCGGCGAUUACCAGUCCCGCUCCCGAUACCACCGAUGCCCAAAACACCUUCCCCGCGACCACCAACGCAGGCGAAUCAAUUUGUCUUGGACUCUGUUAGGGACAUGGGUAUCCAACCUUCGCUGCACCGAAACCAAUCGUAUCCGCUUCCCAGACAUCAGGAGCUGGACGUUGGUCGCAAAGCCUCUUUCGCUGAUAGUCUGGCAAGCUCGGCCGACGAAUCACUUAUGGAGGCCUUCCCCCUCCCUCCCCAAGCGACAUUCACCAAACGAAUCUCACCUCAGGCGCUCCUCCGACAAGGGGUCAAUAGGCCGAGGGUCUGUGAGGAGACUGGGCCGUUGAUCAUCGUGAAACGUGAUUCGGGAAUGAGCUCCGGGCGAAGUAGCGUCGCAACAAAUCGCAAAUCGGAGAGUACGAUGGAUGAUAUCCUCCAAUCACUCGACGAUGUUUAUGCCGCCUUCAAGAAUGGUGCUCCUUCUUCAUCAGAAGGACUUGCCGACCUUGACAUGGCCCUUCCGCCAGUCAUUGUCGAUAUUCGUGGAACUUGGCCGGUCGCGGCGAACACGCGUACGCAAACUGGACCCUACAGUUUCCUCGUUACGCGGGUGCAGAGUCUGCAAAGUUUUGGCACGUUUGCUUCAGGAUCGAGGUCGAUGCCCGAUCUCGUCAACGGGGCUUUCUGA